AUGGCUAUAAUAUUGGCUGCAUCUUCUGCUGUCUUGGCUCUUCUUUUGGUUACUGCAACAAUGGGUUUCUUUAUAAGAAAGAAUGUAAUGAGGAAAAGAAGAGAGAGAAAACAAUUUGGGACACUUUUGGAUACAGUGAAUAAAUCCAAGCUAAAUGUUCCAUAUGAAAUUCUUGAAAAAGCAACAAAUUACUUCAAUGAUGACAAUAAGCUAGGACAAGGAGGAUCAGGUUCAGUUUAUAAAGGAGUUAUGCCAGAUGGUAAUACUGUGGCUGUUAAAAGGCUUAGUUUUAACUCGACGCAAUGGGUGGAUCAUUUCUUCAAUGAGGUUAAUUUGAUUAGUGGAGUUCAUCACAAAAAUGAUGAGAGAAGAAAGAAUACUUACACGUCGGAGUCACUCCGCCAACGCUUCAAUCGUGAUUCAGCAUUGCGUUAUCAUCUCAAAAAGAUUCGAGAUCAAAAGAUCAUUCCGCGUUUAAGAUUAUCGCGUGCAGGUCACCCCCCAAAGCUUGAAAGAUUCUCUCAUUACGUAGCUAGGCAAAUGGGGUUCAAGGAUAGGAGAAUCGGUCCUGAUAUAUGUAGAUUGGCUUCUGAAUACAUAAGCAAAUAUGAAGGGUUUGAAGAUGAUAUAUAUUCCUAUUUUGAGAAUGAACCAGAUGCUGAUUCACUUUAUGUCAAGUUGGUGGAAGAGUUUGAGAGAUGCAUUCUUAGUUACUUUGGAUUUCAUUGGAACCAUUGUGACAUAUUGAUAAGUCAGGUUUUGAGCUCGGACAUUUCUGAGCCAAAAAAGAAGCUAAAGAACAUAGUUAUGGAAUCAUAUCCAAUUGCUGGUGAGAUAGUUGGUUUGAAAAGCAUAGCAGCAUACUAUUUUGGUUUAGAUAUCAAUACAAAUGUCACCAAAAUGGAAGCUGAAGAGGCUCUACAACAGGUGUUAUCUGUUUGGAAGCCCGUCUUGGUAGCAAACAAAAACCUUGUUGAUUACAUCUUCUUGAUAAGUUUAGAAUUUGCUCAAUCACAUGACUUGCCAAUGCAGAUACACACAGGAUUUGGAGAUAGAGGUUUGAAUCUGAGAAUGUCCAAUCCUCUUUAUCUCCACAAUAUUCUUGAGGACAAGAGAUUUGCAAAGUGUAGGAUUGUUCUUUUACAUACAUCAUAUCCAUUCUCAAAGGAAGCAUCAUAUCUAGCUUCUCUCUACUCCCAGGUUUAUCUUGAUUUUGGGUUGGCUAUUCCAAAGCUUAGUGUUCAUGGCAUGGUUUCUGCAGUGAAAGAUCUCUUAGAGCAAGCACCAUUAAAUAAGGUGAUGUUUAGUACUGAUGCUUAUGCCUUUCCUAAACUCUUCUACUUAGGUGCGAAAAAUGCCCGCAAAGUUGUUUUCACAGUUCUGCGUGACUCGUGCAUUGAUGGCGAUCUCACUGUUUCAGAGGCUGUGGAAGCUGCAAAAGACCUCUUUGCACGAAAUUCAAUCAAUUUCUAUAAGAUUAUCAGUUAA
Molecule: messenger RNA, 1488 nt
Organism: Vicia faba (fava bean)
Lineage: Eukaryota; Viridiplantae; Streptophyta; Magnoliopsida; Fabales; Fabaceae
Source: the annotation of a GenBank genome assembly